Molecule: messenger RNA, 7779 nt
Organism: Mugil cephalus (flathead mullet)
Lineage: Eukaryota; Metazoa; Chordata; Actinopteri; Mugiliformes; Mugilidae
Gene: col5a3a
Product: collagen, type V, alpha 3a
Exons: 67
Coding region: 167-5776 (1869 amino acids)
Molecular function (GO): extracellular matrix structural constituent
Source: RefSeq, a predicted model, not a curated record
GGGACAGAGCAAAACUGAGGGGAGCCACCACAACAAAACAUCUCCAAUAAUCAGGCGGCAGACCGGGUUCUCUGCUUUCCUCCCCGCAUGGCUGCCUAGUUCCAGCAAAAAGAACUUCUACAGCAUAAAGUUGUGAGGAAGCAGACGGGGGUCCCCGCUUUGAAAGAUGGACCAUUUAAUAAGGAGCAGGUCGAGCAGGAGGAUAGAUCUGUUUCUUUUUAUCCUACUUCACGUGACUGCAACACAAGCUGCUGAUCCCAUUGAUGUACUGCGAGGGCUGGAGCUGUCAGAGAACAUGGAAGGGGUGUCACUGGAGGCUGGUCUUUGCAGCAGCAGGAGGGGCGUCGAGGAGACGGACUUGGCCUACAAGAUCAAAAAGAUUCAGCUCAGUGCUCCCACCAAGCAGCUCUUCUCUGAUUCAAAAUUUCCUGAGAAUUUCUCGCUGAUGACAACCAUACGAGCCAAAAAGGGCUCACAGUUCUUCCUGCUGUCGGUGUACGAUGACCAGGGCGUGCAGCAGCUGGGGCUCGAAGUGGGCCGGUCGCCUGUCUUCCUGUACGAAGACCAGCAUGGGCAGCCCAUCCCACCCUUGUACCCUAUCUUCAAGAGGAUAAACCUGGCUGAUGGAAAAUGGCACAGGAUAGCAUAUAGUGUGCAGGGCAAAACGGUGACCCUUUACUUGGACUGUCAGAGGGUAGAGACUCUGGAUCUGCUGCGAGGGGACAACGCUGUCGUCAGCACAGAAGGGGUCACGGUGUUCGGGACUCGGCUGCUGGAUGAAGAGGUGUUCGAGGGAGACAUCCAGCAGCUACUGUUCCUGGAGGACCCCCAGGCCGCUGCUAACUACUGCAUAAACUACAUACCAGACUGUGACGAAGCUUUGCCCUACAGCAGCCAACCUCUGGGUCUGCAGGAGAAUUCCCAGCUGCUUGGGUUUGAUACCUUGAUGCAAAGUGACGAGCCAGCUGAAACAAAGAAGGUCUCCAAAAAGGACAGAAAGGGCAAAAAGAAGAGAGACAAGGGCUCUAAAGGCAAACGCAAAGGAAAGGGCAAGAAGGGAUCCAGGAAGAAAAAACAUGAAGACAAUGGUCUUGAGGACGGCUACCUCAGAGUGUCCACGACGAUUCCGGAGUAUCAAUCGCAAGAACCUUUUCGGCCCACAGAAAGCCCAAACAUCAACAGCAACCUAGACACUCCCACUCCCACUGAAGUCUUCUCCAAGAUGCUUAUGGAGAUGACCACACAUGAACCCGACUUCACAACAGAGGCCCCCACUGUGGUACCUAGCACACUGCCUGUGUCAAAGGUUACCGAGGAGCAGGAGGAAACGCCAGUGAAGAAGCCAGUGGUGGAGGAGUAUGGAGAUGGCUUUUACGGAGACCUCUACGAGGACCUCUCGGUUUCCACAGUAACAGCGGGCCCGAAUGUGACUGAAUAUGAGAUGCUUGAAUAUGAAGAUUUCAAGAAUGACACAGAGCCAGAGUAUGAAGAGUACGAAACAUACGAGGACGGGUUCGGCUUUGCGGAGAGAGAGAGAGCUGAGACGUGGGAUGCGGAGGCUGCCCUCAGAGCAGAGAAAGGCCAAAAGGGAGAACCAGCGAUUAUUGAACCGGGUACAUUAGUGGAAGGACCCCCAGGCCCGCCAGGUCCACAGGGGCUCUCUGGCCCAGCAGGACCAACAGGACCUCCAGGACCCAGAGGAGAUCCCGGUGAUCUGGGUCCCCCUGGGCGUCCUGGUCUUGCUGGGGUUGAUGGGGUCCCAGGUCCUCCAGGAACCCUGUUGAUGCUACCAUUCCAGUAUGGAGGUGAUUCCCAGAAGGGGCCAGUGGUGUCUCCCCAGGAGGCGCAAGCACAGGCUAUCCUGCAACAGGCUCAGCUGUCACUCAAGGGACCUCCGGGUCCAAUGGGUUUGACAGGACGACCAGGCCCUCUGGGUCUUACAGGUCCUACCGGGCUCAAAGGAGACAGUGGAAACAACGGUCCCUCCGGGCCACGCGGGUUGCCGGGUCCUCCCGGAAUUAAUGGAAAGGCAGGCAAAAGGGGGCGUGCAGGAGCAGACGGAGGUCGUGGCGCUCCAGGUGAAACUGGCUCAAAGGGUGACAGGGGGUUUGACGGCCUGCCAGGUCUCCCAGGAAACAAGGGACACAGAGGGGACCGAGGAAGGCCCGGUCCUCAUGGGCCCGUCGGAGAGCAAGGAGAGAAGGGAUCCGACGGACCUGUGGGACCGAGGGGGCAACCAGGCGAACCUGGUUCUCGAGGUCUUGUUGGGCCAAGGGGGCCACCUGGCCCACCUGGCCAACCGGGAAUCAGCGGAAUUGAUGGGGUGCAGGGGUCAAAGGGCAACCUGGGUCCAUCUGGAGAGAUCGGGCCCCCGGGUCAACAGGGAAAUCCAGGAGAACAGGGCUUGCCUGGUCCUCAGGGGGCCAUCGGAUUGCCAGGAGAGAAGGGUCCCCAGGGGAAACAAGGCAUACACGGUCUACCAGGCAUUGAUGGCCCUCCCGGUCACCCAGGGAGAGAGGGUCCCCCCGGAGAAAAAGGCAUCCAAGGUUUGCCAGGUGCUCAGGGGCCUGUUGGGUACCCAGGGACUCGUGGAGUUAAGGGAGCAGACGGAGUUAGGGGUCUAAAGGGGAGCAAGGGGGAAAAGGGAGAAGACGGCUUUCCUGGGGCCAAGGGUGACAUGGGCCUCAAGGGAGACAGGGGUGACAAUGGAGUUCUUGGCCCUCGUGGAGAAGAUGGACCAGAAGGGCUAAAGGGUCAAGCGGGAGCGUUGGGAGAUUCAGGAGGUGCAGGCACAGCUGGCGAGAAGGGUAAACUUGGAGUGCCUGGUUUGCCAGGAUACCCAGGAAGACAAGGUCCUAAGGGAUCAGUCGGCUUCCCUGGUAUGGCUGGGGUCCUGGGAGAGAAAGGACGAAGGGGUCCAGCUGGUCAGCCAGGUCCUGGGGGGCAAAGAGGUCCUAACGGAGUCCGGGGAGGAAGAGGAGCAAAGGGGCCCACUGGAAAGCCUGGAGAUAAGGGUUCUGCCGGACAAGAUGGUCCACCAGGAUCCCCAGGAGACCAGGGUCCCCAAGGACCACAGGGAAGAAAUGGUGAACCAGGACCUAAAGGGCCCAAUGGUCCGCCCGGAAAAGAUGGAUUACCGGGCCAUCCAGGUCAGAGAGGAGAACCAGGUUUCCAAGGAAAAAAUGGACCACCCGGCCCCCCAGGUGUUGUUGGACCACAGGGUAAAUCAGGUGAGACAGGGCCAACUGGAGACAGAGGCCAUCCAGGUUCGCCAGGACCUCCAGGCGAACAUGGUUUACCAGGAGCUGCCGGAAAAGAGGGUGCCAAGGGAGAUCCAGGUCCACCAGGAAACUCAGGGAAGAAUGGCCCAAGUGGGCUCCAAGGCUUCAGAGGGAGCAGAGGGACCCCUGGUGCAAUGGGUCCUGCAGGUCUGAAGGGAGGAGAGGGUCUACUGGGAGUUGCAGGGCCUAUUGGUGCCACUGGAGAAAGAGGCCCUGCUGGACCUGCUGGUGCUAUCGGCCAACCAGGGCGACCCGGCGGCGCGGGUCCUGCUGGGCCAUCGGGAGAGAAAGGCGAGCCAGGAGAAAAGGGUCCCGUGGGACCAGCUGGGCAUGAUGGGGAACCAGGACCUGUAGGGCUGCCAGGAGCUGCAGGACCUCCUGGGCCUCCAGGGGAGGACGGAGACAAGGGAGAAACAGGAGGACCAGGCCAGAAGGGCAGCAAAGGAGAUAAAGGAGAAUCUGGACCUCCAGGGCCUGUUGGAAUUCAAGGACCUGUGGGUCAGCCGGGACUGACCGGUGCGGAUGGUGAACCAGGUCCACGUGGGCAGCAGGGCAUGAACGGGGCGAAAGGAGAUGAAGGACUGAGGGGCUUUAAGGGGGCAUCUGGACCUUCUGGAUUACAAGGAAUGCCAGGACCACCAGGGGAGAAAGGAGAGAGUGGGCAUGUCGGCUCAAUGGGACCUCCAGGACAGCAUGGCCCACGAGGCCCACAGGGGGCCAUUGGUGGAGAGGGUCCAUCUGGGAUGCCUGGUGGAGUUGGUCAGCCUGGACUUGUUGGGGAGAAGGGUGAAGACGGAGAGGCUGGAGACCCUGGCUCAGCUGGAGAGACAGGAAUUGUUGGUGCUAAAGGCGAUGUGGGGGAAAAGGGUGAUUCUGGUCCUCCUGGUGCAGCUGGGCCCGCUGGACCCAGAGGAACUCCAGGAGAAGAUGGACCCAAAGGCAACCUCGGUCCUAUUGGAUUUCCCGGAGAUUCAGGGCCUCCUGGAGAACCAGGUGUUAACGGAAUAGACGGUGGUCCGGGGCCUAAAGGAGACAAUGGAGAACCAGGCAAAGCAGGACCCCCAGGAGCCUCUGGGGAGCCUGGCCCUUCGGGACCUCCUGGACGUAGGGGUCAUGUUGGUGCAGCAGGAAAAGAAGGGAAACAAGGGAUGAAGGGAGCCAAAGGGACAAUGGGAACCCAGGGUCCAGUGGGGAAAACAGGCCCAGUGGGACCGCAAGGGCAGCCAGGAAGGUCUGGUCCUGAAGGGCUUCGAGGCAUUCCAGGCCCAGCGGGUGAACAAGGCUUAAAUGGACCCCCGGGACAGAAUGGACCACCAGGACCAAUAGGGCCACCUGGACUUCCUGGAUUAAAAGGAGACCCUGGAAACAAGGGAGAUAAAGGUCAUGGUGGCUUGAUUGGUCUAAUUGGCCCUCCAGGAGAGCCUGGUGAGAAGGGAGACAGAGGUCUACCAGGAAACCAGGGAUCGCAAGGACCCAAAGGAGAUGGGGGUGUGUCUGGACCACUUGGUCCCACUGGCCCACCUGGACCCCCUGGACUCGCGGGUCCAUCUGGGGAGAGGGGAUCCAAAGGAGACAUGGGGGCUGUUGGUCCCAGGGGAGAUCUUGGCCCUGCUGGCCCCCCAGGACCCCCGGGACCCCCUGCGACAAUGAUUGAGCCUCUGCCCAUAAGGGAGGGGAAGCGGAAAAGAAGAAGGCACUCAGAGCGGGCAAGAGGAGCAGCCCCAACCAGACAGGAGGAUAUAGAUUUGGACACAGAGGAGCUCCUCCAGGGAGAUCAGCCUUUGGAGGAUAUUGAGGGAAUGGAGGAAGUCUUUGCCACCCUCUCGUCUAUGAAAACCGAAGUGGAGCUCAUGAGGAGGCCCCUUGGAACUUUCGAGAGCCCUGCCCGAACCUGCAAAGAGCUCAUGAUGGUUCAGCCUCACUACAAAGAUGGAGACUACUGGAUAGAUCCUAACCAGGGCUGUAAUCGAGACUCCAUCAAGGUCUAUUGUAAUUUCACAGCUGAUGGAGAGACCUGUCUCUACCCUGACAAAAGGAUUGAGAUGGUAAAAUUAGCAGCAUGGAACAGAGAGAAACCAGGAAGCUGGUACAGCCAAUACAGGAAAGGCAAGCAGUUCUCCUACAAUGACAGGAACGGGAACCCUGUUCAUGUAGUCCAGCUGACCUUCCUAAAACUAUUAAGCGCCACAGCCAAGCAGAGCUUCACCUACACUUGCCAGAACUCAGCCGGCUGGUACGACAGGACGUCCCGUUCUUAUCAGCACGCCCUCCGCUUCCGGGGCAGCAAUGAUGAGGAGCUGACUCAAGCCAAAAGCUCUUUCAUCAAAGCUGUGCAUGAUGGAUGCCAGUUCCGCAAAGGUCAGGAACAGACUGUUUUAGAGAUUGACUCUCCCUCAGCGGAGCUGCUCCCUAUCAUAGAUGUGGCUCCAACAGACUUUGGCAACAACAACCAGAAGUACGGGUUCCAAGUUGGACAAGUUUGCUUCAAUGGUUAACAACAACGAAAAGCACAUAAGAGGACCUGCACAUCACGUUUUCAGUGAACACAACUGGACAUUAACCACUGCCCCAGCAAUAUUUAUUAUGUUAUGUUCCUAUAUGUGGUGGUUCUGUGGUAUUUUAUUUAAGACUUUUCAACAGCCACUAGAAAAAAAAGUUUCAUUGUCUCUCCAACAAUAAGAAGAAUGUUAAGAAACAGAAUAUGCAACGUUGGGAAAAAGCACAUUUACCAAAGGGAACUAUCCCAGUUAUAUAUAUUUAAUUGUUCUAUGUACUUUUUAUUUUAUUUUCUCUGUCUUGAUUGUGCUGUAAGUAAUCCUCUAGAAUUAUGAGAACUGCGCCACUUGUAAACGACCACUUAUAAAGAGGACAGUUGUGUCCGAUCGACGGAAGGAACAGUUUGUCUUUCUGUGGUGUGGGUCAGCUGAGUGGGACUGUGCAGACCACGGAUGAACUUGCUACCUAAUGUUUUUCCAUGGACGGAUUAAAUUACGAGACGUCACCAUAGUCAUUUGCGUGCUUGAAUUUCACUAGAAUAACAAUUGCAUAGCAGUUGUGAACUAGCCCUGAAUAUUAAUUCCACCCAAGCACUAUAAUUAAUUUCCUGUGUGCACGAAUGAUAAAUUGUCCUUUUUACCCUUCAACUGCAGUUUGCUCAGUGAAUUACCUUGAUUUGUAUUCAUUAGGUGUAGCUAGUUAUUGAACCUGACACUUACUUGAACGAAUUAGGUUGUUUCCUUUAUUGGACUGCUUCCCCCCAUGAGCUUGAUAAGGUUUUCAAGCCCUACACAAAACAGUACUUUAUAUGUUAGAAUAACAUCCUUUCUACUCCGGGUUUAUGCUGCCUAUGAUAUACUCGAACACCUAUGAUUGGGAUAUUUCAAGGCAAGAAAUAAGAAAUAAUAAUACUGGUAAAAAAAAAGGAAAAAAAAAAAGGUUUUCCAGUCUAAAUUGCAGUCCUCUAUACCAAGAGACAUGUAUCCCUUGAAAGCAUUUUAUAAUUGUUGACAUAACCAGUUUAUGUUUUUCUGCCGUAGGUUUUUUGUUUCUCUCGUUUGUUCAUAUGUUGAAAUUCUUUCACAAUGCGUUGCUGUUCAUUUGCCGGGAUUCGCUCUUCGGUGGUGCUAAAGACGAUUCUGUUAUUUUAUUUUUAUUUUGUGUGUGUGUGUGUUACUAUGUUUGUGUGUCUCUGUGGGCAGGAUUAUGGGACUAGAAAGUGAGAGGGUUAUUGCUCUUUCAGCAGAAUGCAAUGCCCUCGGGGCUGGGAGCUGGUCUGUUUGUUUGGGGUUUUUUUGCACAUCUUCUGGCCGAUUGUGCCAACUUUUACGGGGGCAGUGAAAUGAGGUUAGGAACAGUUCCAAGCAAUGUGGCUGAAAAGAAAAAUUUAAACAAACUUAAAUCCAUUUUAUGGAUAGAUAGCACCUUUCGUACUGGCUUAUGUAGACAACACCAAAUGAGCGAUUGCGGCGUCAAAUGCAUUUUAGUAAUUCCAGCGUUAUUGCAUAACUUUGAAUCAAAAUUGUGUCACACAGCAGUAAAGUGACCUUUUAUAGUGUCGUGCCACCAUUCACUGCAUGUGGAGCAGCUCCUGGAUUGGUUUUUAGUUAUUACGGAGUGCCCGUGUUUGACUUAACAAAUGGAGGUGUGUAUAUAUUACAGAAAUGACACAUGCAUGUAAAUUCUAUUUUAUGGUUGAUUUUCCCUUCAGCAAAUUGAAUUUCCUAAUGCUCCAACUACCUCCGCUGACUCGAAUGGUAGACUGCGUAUCUGGACGUGUAAUUCUGCUAUUCACUCCCGCUGUUCUGUUUGUUUCAUUUGAACGGGAAAGUUAUUAACUCCUCUCAUCCUGUCCCAUCAUGCACUGCCCCUCCUGUGUAUAGUGUUUGUAUUUUAUAUUCUGUACAGAUGUUCUGAGGACUUUAUGAGCAAUAGCCGGUUGCCCGGAUGAAAAACAAAUGCAUUUGUCAAAAGUUGAUGUGCAAAUAAAAAUAAGAAAUCA